AUGCCCUCCAAGCCCUCAACCUGGUGGGAAGCCCAAGCGCCUUCUGAGGAAGUUGCCAACAGUCUCCACCCGUCUUUGAUAGAGUUCCUGAAGCGUGCUUGGGAUGAGGAUGUGCUAUCUCCUUACUUUAGGCUCUUUGUCUUUCUUGGUGCGUUGAAGCUUCCUAAUAACUUGCGGGAUCAAGAGGCUACUAGGCAUGAAUGGGAGGAUGAGGAGGGAAGGCUUGUCAAACUCUAUGAGUCUAGUCACUACCGAAACGCAGAUGAUGAGGGUGUUUUCUUUGACCAGACGACUCUAAAAGCAACUUUCAUUGAAGAUACUUAUGACACCAGGUUUAUUACCAGGCAAGAAUGGAGCUGGAUGCCUUUGGAGGUGAUUCUAGAUUCAUAUCUUCAGAUGCUUGACGAAGAAAAGGCGCAGGUAGUUUCCAAGGAUCAGGCAAAAUUACUAAAGAUGGACUUCCUACAUGGGUUCAUGGAACCCUGGAUAAUCCAUCAGUACACAAAAGCGGACCUAGAAAGGGCUACCACUGCUUUCAAGCGUCUUGUGAGAGUAAUCGAAUCUCGAAUCCCGCACAGAGAUGAUUCCACCAGUAUCAUUAAUUUACCGUGGCAUGAUCCAGCAACGUUCGAGGACCAGAGUGUUAUCCCCCCCUCAUCAUUCGCCCACGAGUUCUUACGAUCUAUCUCCGACUACAGCGUCCGAUUUCACUACGUCGCACCGGGGAUCCGAUUCCCCACCGUCGCCGAAUUUCAGGACCAACCCAUCACGGACUUUAUUACAUCGCCGCAUAACCACCUCGGCCAGUACCCUGGCAACUGCCCUCUCCGGUUCCUCCAGAUUGACGACGCAGAGUAUCCUCAGCCAGUAGCGCAUGGUAAGUAUCUCGGCCUUAACAAUAUCACUGCCGGAUUCUACAUCUCUCGCGUUGUGGAGACAUGGCCACUAUUCUGGAGUAACGGAUGUCGACUUCUACUACCCUUUGCGAUUGGAGGUUUGGGAUGGGCUCGACUCUCGAAUGGAGAACCAUUUGGAUUAGACGACUUCGAGUAUAUGGAGGAAUACCCAAAGCCUCGUAAUGUUCAUGGGGACUUGUAUCAGGCUGGGACUUCAAAUGGUAUUACGAACAGGCAUCCAGUGCAGAUAGACAAGGUGCUGAACAACUGGGCUGAUCGGGUGGAGAGGGGCGAUUGGGAAGUGAAUGGGGAUGGGGUCGCGGGGGGGAUUGACAAGUUUCGAGAGGCGGACACGGAGGCGCAUUGGCAGAAGUAUUGGAUUCCACCGUCCUGGUAA
Aspergillus melleus is the source of this 1293-nucleotide messenger RNA. RefSeq lists its product as uncharacterized. The record is from RefSeq and is a predicted model, not a curated record. The transcript has 2 exons. Bases 1 to 1293 code for a protein of 430 amino acids. Lineage: Eukaryota; Fungi; Ascomycota; Eurotiomycetes; Eurotiales; Aspergillaceae.